AUGCAGCAUCCAAAUUUCAUCAGAAUUCCAUGUGGGACAAUGCAUAGAAUUUUCACUUGGUACCAUGUUGCUAUUGAUUUCAAUACACAACCGAUGAUAAAUUGCUUUUAUCAAAUGGCCAAUCUUUAUGGCAUGGCCGCCACUCCUUUGUUCUUACUCUUUGACUAUUCUUUAUUACCUGAAGAGAUAAUUACAUUUAUCCAAGGCAUGACUGUUCUUGACCGCGAUGUUAUUGGCCCUUUAGUACAUUAUCAUUUUAAGAAAUCCGCUGCAGAGAAAACCAUGUUAGUCAACCAGAUCAAUAACCUUGAGAGUGAAUACCAGCGCUACCAAAUGAUAUAUUCACAGACAGAGCAACGGAAUCGAAUUCUUAUCAGCAAAACAACUGAAAACGAAUCACGCAAACAGUCAUUAGUCGCAGAAUUACAAGAUAUCGAGUCCAAAUGCUCAGAUCUCCAACAAAGUCUUGAUAACAUCCGUGCCAAUUCCAACAAGUCAAACGACAUUCUUCAGAAGUCAGUCAUUGAUACUCGUCAGACGAACAUGGACAUCGACGACAUGGAAUUGAACAUCCAAGCACUGAAGAAACAACUCGAAGAUUCGGCACAGCUCAAAGCACAACUUGCGCAACAGCAGCAAGAACUGGAGAAGAAGAUGUUCAAUGACGACAAGAAAGUUUUCAACUCAGAACAAACACAAGAACAAGAAUCAUCACACAAUGAAAUUGUUGUUUCUAGAGAAAACUAUGUUGAACCUCUUCUCAAACCAGUAGAUUUCAAUGACAAAGACUUCGAAACAGCGUUCAUCAACAAGAAUGAUCUUAAGUUUGAUCUAGCUGUCACGCCUUCCCUUAAGUACUCUCUAGACACUGAAGGAACACUUAGAAUGGCUGAACUCCACAUUCUAUGGAGAAACUGCCAGAACGGAAACGCACGAGCUCUAACUGACUACGGAACACAUAUCUUGAGGACAGACCCUCUUUCAUUCGACUUAGGAAUGAACUACCUGGAGAUGGCAGUCGAACACGAUGAACCUUACGCGUUGUACAACUUAGCUUCACUGAUACAAAAUGGUAAAAUAGGGGGAACAAAGGAAGAAGUAGCAUUUUUGUUGGCAAAAGCAGCAAAAUUUGGAGAACCUAACUCUGUAUCUAUUGUUAAGAGCUGCGUCAAAGUUGUAGAACUUUAA
Trichomonas vaginalis G3 is the source of this 1188-nucleotide messenger RNA. Its product is annotated as tetratricopeptide repeat domain domain-containing protein. The record is from RefSeq and is a predicted model, not a curated record. NCBI's taxonomy places the organism in Eukaryota, Parabasalia, Trichomonadida, Trichomonadidae. Gene Ontology annotation, molecular function: protein binding. Bases 1 to 1188 code for a protein of 395 amino acids. The transcript has a single exon.